Debaryomyces hansenii CBS767 is the source of this 2037-nucleotide messenger RNA. It is a transcript of the gene UTP5, whose product is annotated as U3 small nucleolar RNA-associated protein 5. Lineage: Eukaryota; Fungi; Ascomycota; Pichiomycetes; Serinales; Debaryomycetaceae. Gene Ontology annotation, biological process: maturation of SSU-rRNA from tricistronic rRNA transcript (SSU-rRNA, 5.8S rRNA, LSU-rRNA). Bases 1 to 2037 code for a protein of 678 amino acids. Gene Ontology annotation, cellular component: nucleolus. The transcript has a single exon. Gene Ontology annotation, molecular function: protein binding. The record is from RefSeq and is a predicted model, not a curated record.
AUGGCAUCGACAGGACCUUUAAUAAAUGCCAAAUUUGAUCCAACAAAUACUUACUUAGCAUCGGGGGUUAUUGCAUUAGAUACGCAUCAAGUAAGAGUACAAUCUAUAAAUCCGUCACAAUCGUCGUUGAAUUCAUCGUUCAGCUUAGACAAAUCGUCAAGGUUAACGGCAUUAUCAUGGAUAUCAUACAACGAAAACCAGCUCAUCGCCAUAGGAUUAAGUAAGGGAUCGAUCCUUGUAUAUUCUCCUUUAACCAAUGAAAUAAUAUCAGAAUUAGUUACUCCAACUAACUUAUCUAUCCAAGAUUUCCACUAUUCUAAAUUAACUCAAAGUGGAUGGUCUUGUGAUAUCGGUGGAAACAUUCAUGAAUGGGAUUUAACAAAUUUUAAGUUGUUACAAAGCUUUGCCAUCAAUGAUUUGUUAGAAUCAUCUGAGAAUAUUUCUAGAAUCUCGACCGUGCUUUACGAAGAAAAAGCUCAUUUGUUGCUCGGUUCCCAUUCAGUUUAUCUUAUAGAGAUUGAAGGAAGACAAAUCCUCAAAACCUUCCCUGCUCAUGUUCAGCCAAUAGAAACUAUCUACCCAAUCCCAAAUAAUAAUGAUUUAUUCCUUACUAGUGCUGUUGACGACAGAUUCAUUAAUUUAUAUUCGAUUUCCAAGCAGAAUACCAAGGCAGUGUUUGUGGCUCAAGCGUCUAUUUUAGAUAUGACCCUUGGAAUAAAGAAUGAAAAUUCAUCAGUUUUAGUAAUGCUUACUGAAAAUGGCUCUUUAGAAGUCUUCAAUAACCCAUUAUCAAGCGAUGCUCCGGUAUCGGCAAAUAUUCAUUCCAAAAAGAAGAGAAGACAACAAUUAUCUACAGUUCAAUCUCGUUCUUCAAAUGCAACUGUUAAGUUGGCUAGACCAAAAGAUGAAAUUAAAAGUGGCGUUGAUAUGGGUUUAUCUAUAACUGCAGUGUCCGUAAAUGAUGACUCUAUUCUUUUAUCAUGGUUGGAAAAUGCUAAUUUGCUGUACUUUGAAUCUAUUAAAUGGUUGAACGAAUCGGGCGAAGCGAUUUUAGAUAACUCGGUUACUAUUGAAAAGUCGAAACCAGAUUUAAAGACUACGAGCCAUUCUGAUUAUGGUCAUGAUAUCGCAGCAUCUAAACAUUAUAAUGAAGGAAAUGCAAUUGUCACUGAUGGCUCAAACUUCAAAGAUUUGGACAAUGAAAGUGACAACGAAGAGCAAGAAGAAGAGACAUUAGCAGAAAAAUUGGAAAAGUUGUCAACUGACCAAAAACCAAAGCAGGCUAAUCCAAAUAAAAGAAAGUUAGGUAGCAAAAACGCUCCUGCAACCUUGACUAUCGUUCUUUCUCAAUCUUUAAAGAGUAAUGACCAUUCAUUGUUAGAAACUGUUUUAAGUAACCGUGACCCUCAUAUUAUUCAAAGUACCAUUAGUAGAUUGGACUCAUCAUUAGCUGUCGUUCUAUUAGACAGAUUAGCUGAAAGAAUUACGCGUCAAACUUCUAGAUUUGACCAAUUAAACUAUUGGUUGAAAUGGAUUAUAAUUAUUCAUGGAGGUGUUUUGACAUCAUUCCCAAAUUUGAAUAUAAAGUUAUCAAACUUGCAUGCAAUCUUAUCCAAAAAGGCAGAUACAUUACCUAGAUUAUUGGAAUUACAAGGAAGAUUAAAUAUGUUAUACCAGCAGAAUGAUUUGAAGAAAGAGAUUCUCAGGGACGAUUUCAAUGAUGAUUCUGAAAACGAGGAAAGUGACGUGGAAUAUGUAGAAGAAUUAGAUGAUGCAGAAUUACUUCAAGAUGGUCAAGAUGAAAGUGAUGAUGCAAUGGAUAUCAUAAAUGGUCAAGAUGAUUAUUUGGAUUCUGAUAUUGAAAAUGAAAGCCAAGAUGAAGGGGAAAGUGAAAGCGAAGUUGAAGACGAAAAACCAAGAGAUGUAACGAAGUCUGUUAUGGAUUUAGAAAAUCCUGAAGAUGAAGAAGCUUAUAGUGAUAUCGAAAUUGCGGUUAAGAAUGACGAUAUAUCAGAAGACGACGAAGAAGAUAAAUAA